This is a messenger RNA of Neoarius graeffei (lesser salmon catfish), 1495 nucleotides long. Its product is annotated as histamine N-methyltransferase-like. Gene Ontology annotation, molecular function: N-methyltransferase activity. The coding region runs from base 287 to 1021 and encodes 244 amino acids. NCBI's taxonomy places the organism in Eukaryota, Metazoa, Chordata, Actinopteri, Siluriformes, Ariidae. The transcript has 8 exons. The record is from RefSeq and is a predicted model, not a curated record.
CUGACCACCAGAGUGUGAGAGGCUUCAUCCAAAGCACACUUCCAGACAUCCUGACCACAUACAGUGUUUGGCAAACCAUCUACCAGAUUUGGGACACUACGACUUCCUGAACUACUUAGUGUUUGGACUUCUAAACAUACCAGAGAUGCUAAAGGCAGACAAAAGUACAGAUGCCUAACAGUAUUUCAAGGCAGAUUUCAUGUUGGAAUGUUAUGGGAAAUUCCUGAUGAAGAAAAAUACCUUAUUAUGACAAAGUGUUGGAGCAGGAAAAUCCACACUGAAUAUAAUGGGAGUAGGAUGUGGAUCAGGCGAGAUUGACAUGGAAAUCCUCACACAGCUGCAUGCAAAAUAUUCUGGGGCCAGGGUGGAGUACGAAGUAGUGGAACCCAAUAGGGACAUGCUGGAUAAAUAUAAAGGUUUAGCAUUGAAGACACCUGGCCUUGAUCAUGCCACCUUCAGAUUUCAUAUGAUGACGGCAUCCGCGUUUGAGAGCGACUGGAAGCAGAGAAACCCUGACAGGAAGAUGGACUUCAUUCACAUGAUUCAGAUGCUGUACUAUGUGAAGGAUCCAGAGAUGACAGUUUCCUUCUUCCGAAGCUUACUGCGCAAAGAUGGCAAACUUCUCAUCAUCCUGGUCUCAGGAGAUAGUGGGUGGAGUGGUUUAUGGAGACACUACCAUAAUCUGGUGCACAGCAGUCCUGUCACAGCUGCAGACAUCAAAAGCUUCUUAGAUGCCAAAGAAAUCCCUUACAAGAGCUACAGUUUUGUGUCCACUUUUGACAUCACUGAGUGUUUCACAACCAGAGAUGAGAAAGAAGAGCUGAUGCUGGAUUUUCUGACGGGGAUACCAGAGUUUAGUAAGAGUACUUCACCAGAGCUGAAGGCUAGAGUGCUGGAGAUCCUCAAACGCCCAGAGUGCAGCCAAGAGGGACUAAAUCUAAGUCAACUUUUGGAGCUCGGGAUUCCCAGAAUGGAAAAGGAUCAACCAAAGGAUAACAAGCUGGAAUCAGGAGACUGUUAACCAAAUGUACAACUUUAGAGAAUAUAGGACGAAAGUGAAUAUUAAGGUCACAAUUUUGUUCUUCUAGAAGACAUUUUUUUUUUUGUUGGAUGAUCUUCAAAAGAUCUAUAUUUAAUUGCACUUUGAGUUUGUUUGAAUUCUCUUCUUAGAUCCAAAGGCAUAAUAGGGCAGUCCAUCUCCAAAACAGAGAUAGGAGUACACUGAAGAGAACCAGUGCAGAUUCUAAGGCAUUGAUUUUGAAUAACAUCUAAUUUUCUUUUCCUAGAAAUACUUGCAGUAUCAAAUUUCACAACCAUAAUAAAGACAUGAUAGAAUUAGAGAUUUAUAAAGAAUGAUCAUUGUUUCUUUGUCAAUAUCCCACUUGCUGCCACAUAACUUUACAAACAUUUAUUCCUUUACAACAUUUAUUUAUGAGAUAAUCAAUGUGAGUUUUCCAUGUCAGUUUGUAGUCAAAAUAAAGGCCUAAAAACUUUA